Carassius auratus (goldfish) is the source of this 1389-nucleotide messenger RNA. The record is from RefSeq and is a predicted model, not a curated record. The transcript is spliced from 6 exons. NCBI's taxonomy places the organism in Eukaryota, Metazoa, Chordata, Actinopteri, Cypriniformes, Cyprinidae. The coding region runs from base 243 to 1319 and encodes 358 amino acids.
CGAUCGCCAAUAAACAUCAAAAGAAGAAGAAGACUCAGCGUCGCUCAGCUGUUAAUUUGUUUUUGUUGUCGCUUGUUUUUAUUUUUUAUGUAUAUGUAUAUAUAUAUAUAUACAUAUAUUUCAAGCUGCAGUUGGUCGAUGUUCUUAAAAUAGCGGUGUCAUCUUUAGAGAACCUGCAUCGAGAGGUUUGACUGAUCUCCAUCCACACAUCUGCUCGUGGCAGGCUCUGGAAGUGAGCAGUCAUGGCCGCUGAGCGAGCGUUUGUGUUCGAGGAUGAAGAGGAGCUGUUCAGCGUGAUGAAGGAUAUGGACUGUCUCUACUGUAGGAUUCCAGUCACUGCGUCUAAACAUCACCUCAAAAAGAAACAUCUCAGAUUCGCUAUUUAUUAUAAAGACGCAGGCAUUGGGAAGUUCUCGAUCCCCUGUUACUGCUCUGAUGGAGGCCAUGGCAGGAGUCACUGGCACUGCCCCAUGUGUCUAAAAAUACUGCACCGCACACAGAAUUACAAAAUCCACAUCACCAACCACGGUGUUGAGAUGACACACAAAUCUUCAGCCGAGCUCCAGCCUACAGCAGUCCCGUUAGAGAGCCCACGAACACGAACGCACAUCCAAGACAAGACACCAGGCAACAAGUUAGCGUGCCAGAAGUGUGGGACCAUCUUUACCGCCACAUCAAAUUUGAGACGGCAUGAGAGGCUACAGCACGGCCAAGAACAGCAGCCCAUUUUAUGCAUAGAUCCCAAAAAUGCAAUCUAUGUCACACCCAAGUAUCUGCACGGACCCAGAGUGCCCAUUCACAUCCGCAAAUCCUUCACCUUGCAGAUUCUGCUGUGUGAGCUGGAGGAAUGCUGGGAUUUCAUGAAAGCGCAGGCCCAGAGCGGGAAUCCUGGGAGGGAAUGCCGUCACCUCGUGAGAACGAAUCACGCUCAGCACUAUGUUCCUCCUCCACCGCUGAGUGUCAUCUCUCUGGAGGAGAUGAGCCACAAACACCUCCUGUCUGCAUCCGAGAAACACCAGUGCCAGGAGAUGAGCUCCAGGGCAGCUGUACAGGGGGUGGACUGUGUCUACCCUGUUUUUUGGGACGAGCAUGACCUUUCAGAGAGAUGUGUCUUCUUUUCUGUGUACACCGACCUUGAGGACAAAUGGUGUCAGUUUGGGAGGACACGGGUCUCGUUUGACACCAAGUGUGGCCGCUGGAAGUGUCUGUGUCAGCACAAAAGAAGCCGCUGCGUCCACAAGUGUUUGUCCAUGUGGUGGCUCUUCCAGGAGCGUCCCGAACUGUUGCAGGCGGACAUGGAUGGAGAGGACCUCUGCUAGACUCCACAUCUGUCAGAACUGCUGUCAGUUUUCUGUCUUUACUCAAUAAAAACACUGGACGUAACCUUUA